UUUUCCUAUUAGAGAUUCUGGUUUUCCAAACAGUAACCAAAAUUAUAGGAAGUUCCCCAAUUAUUCUUCCCUUUCCUAUUAAGGAAAAGCAAUUCCUAAUUCUUACUCCUAUAAAUAGUUUCCAAAUUUAAAACCCAAUUCCGUCUUACAACUACAAGUAAAACGAGUAAAUAAAAUCUUUUCCGAUUCUUGAAUGUAACAAAUCUUUGAUUUACACAUUGUACUCUCUCUAUAAAUUAUAAAUCAACAACUCCUCAAUUUACAAAGCCAUAAAUAAUUCUCUCUCCCACCAUGAACACUAAUAAUACCAAGAACACAAACACCGUCAACUCCACUGCCGUUACCGUCAAGAAAACUCAAGGGCGGAGGAAAAUAGCAAUCAAGCCAAUAGCAAACCAAAACAGUAGGCACGUUACUUUUUCCAAACGCCGUUUGGGUCUUUUCAAGAAAGCUAGCGAACUUUGCAUCUUAAGCGGUGCAGAAAUCGCUAUCAUCGUUCAGUCAUUAAAACGACAACGUUUAUUCGCCUUCGGUCAUCCCAGCGCUGACGCCAUUAUCGACAGGUACCUCGCAGGAAAAUCAUCAUCAUCGUCACCACUGGCCGUUGAUCAUCAAUCCAACUUUGUGCAACAGAACAACGAAUACUAUUCUCAGAUAUGUAGAGAAUUAGAGGCGGAGAAGAAGAAGAAAGAGGUUAUCGAUGAAUCGAAGAUAGUGAAUGGUAAUAAUAAUGGAGGAUUUUGGUGGAAUGAACGUACUGAUGAUAUGGGGAUUGAAGAACUUGAAGAAUUUCUAACUGCAUUGGAAGAAUUGAAGAAGAAAGUAAAUGUGAGAGCUGAUGAAUUGAGUAUGUUAAAUGGUUCUUCACUGCCAAGUACUUCAACUAUGAACCAUGCUGUUGAUUAUUGUGCUUCCAUUGUUCCUUAUGAUUUCAAUCACCAAGUAGAUGGCCAGUUCUGAAGCAUUUAUGUAAAAUUUAAAACAUGAUUAGUUGGUAGUAUUAAUAAAAGAAGUAGCGUGCUCUAAUUUUUUUUAUUUUUUAUUUUGUUGAUCUGCUCUUUUCCUUUUCUUGUUAAUAUGAAGUAGUAGCAUGUGCUUUUCUUUUUCUUUCUUUAUACUCUCUGUCCAUUUUUAUUUGUCCAUGUUUCUUUUGCUGCUUACACUCCUUAAGGAAGCAAUAAUAAUCCCAUACCUAAUUAUUAGAAAUUAUCUAAAUAGAUGAAAUCAAUCAAACAUAUUUUAAUAGUUGUGCAGUCAUUAA
Lycium ferocissimum is the source of this 1261-nucleotide messenger RNA. RefSeq names its product agamous-like MADS-box protein AGL62. The coding region runs from base 292 to 960 and encodes 222 amino acids. Gene Ontology annotation, biological process: regulation of transcription by RNA polymerase II. Gene Ontology annotation, molecular function: DNA-binding transcription factor activity, RNA polymerase II-specific; protein dimerization activity; RNA polymerase II cis-regulatory region sequence-specific DNA binding. The transcript is spliced from 2 exons. The record is from RefSeq and is a predicted model, not a curated record. Lineage: Eukaryota; Viridiplantae; Streptophyta; Magnoliopsida; Solanales; Solanaceae.